AUGACUCGUGAUACAAUGGCAAAUGUUAAAGAAUCUCAUGUUAUCAUAUUAUUUAUCAGUUUUCUUGUGCUUUUAAUGUCUUUUCAGUGUGCAAAAAAUGAACACACUGAUGUGAGUCCCUUAGCAGAUUAUUCAAUAAAGGACUAUGAGAAAGCAGGUGCAAAAAAUGAAGGCGCAAAGAAUGAACAUACUGAUGUGAGUCCCUUAAGAGAUUAUGCAAUAAAGGACUGUAAGACAGCAGGUUGUGUUUUUGACGAUGUUGAUAUUCGAUAUUGUUGGUGUGGUAUUACCAGUAUUAACGAAUGUUGCACCCCAUAUAAAGAAGUUUGUGACCUGGCUGUUAAACAGGGAAAACUUCAUAAGAAGUGUAUAAAACCAGGCUCUUAAAAAGCGAAAUCUCAACCCCCUAUAUAAAAAGGAUUAAAACUUUGCGCUACAAUUAUAUAAUAAAUAAAAAUAUGUCUUUACUCUACAUUAUAGUUUGAUUAAUAACUUUAC
Helianthus annuus (common sunflower) is the source of this 498-nucleotide messenger RNA. RefSeq lists its product as uncharacterized. The transcript has 3 exons. The record is from RefSeq and is a predicted model, not a curated record. Lineage: Eukaryota; Viridiplantae; Streptophyta; Magnoliopsida; Asterales; Asteraceae. The coding region runs from base 1 to 387 and encodes 128 amino acids.